This is a messenger RNA of Anolis carolinensis (green anole), 2052 nucleotides long. It is a transcript of the gene sde2, whose product is annotated as SDE2 telomere maintenance homolog. Gene Ontology annotation, cellular component: nucleus. The transcript is spliced from 7 exons. Bases 84 to 1352 code for a protein of 422 amino acids. Lineage: Eukaryota; Metazoa; Chordata; Lepidosauria; Squamata; Anolidae. The record is from RefSeq and is a predicted model, not a curated record.
ACAGCGAUGCAAGGGGAAUUCUUCUGGCAAGGAGGCUUCUGACGCAGGAUUCCGGUAUCGCCGCGUUGACGUCACUUCCCGGAAUGACUCCAUCCCUUUUUUUCCGUUGCCGGAAACUAGGAAGCGAAGCGGCGUCGUGGAAGAAAGGUUGGGAAAUGGCGUUCCUCGUGAGGGACCCGUUGGGCACCGGGGUGCGGCUGGUGCCACUGCCCGUUCAAGACCGGUCGGUCCGGGGUUUGCUUCGUGCCCGUUGCCAGGCGCAGGGUCUUCCUGAAGAUCACUUUUACGUAAAGUGCAAUGGUCGCUGUGUUAAUUCAGAAGAUGAGCUGCAAGAUGGUGGUGUUUACAGCCUGGAACCAAGACUGUGUGGUGGAAAGGGAGGUUUUGGAUCUAUGCUCCGGGCACUUGGUGCUCAAAUAGAGAAAACAACAAACAGAGAAGCUUGCAGAGAUCUCAGUGGGAGAAGGCUUCGGGACGUAAACCACGAAAAAGCGAUGGCUGAAUGGGUGAAGCAGCAAGCAGAACGUGAAGCAGACAAGGAACAAAGACGUUUAGAAAGACUAAAACGCAAACUUACUGAGCCAAAGCACUUUUUCACUAAUCCAGACUAUCAACAGCAAUGUCAUGAGAUGGCAGAGAGGCUGGAGGAUUCUGUUCUCAAAGGUAUGCAGGCUUCUUCCAGCACAAUGGUAUCACCAGAAAGUGGCGAGAGCCGAAAACGAUUAAAUGCGUCUGAAAAGGGAGCACCAUCAGAAAAGAAAAAAUGUUUGUGGUUGGGCAUGGAAGGACUUGAGGAUUCAGAGAAUAGUUCACAAAGCAGUGAUGACAGUGAAGAUGAUCAGUCUCCUAGUACAUCGGGAAGUUUCACAGCAUCCACUGGCAACCUUUUCCAAAUGGAUGAUAGAACAGAACAAUGCCCCAGCAGUUCUGAGGAUUCCGUAAGCUGUAGUUCAGUUUCUGACACAGCAGAACAAUUGCAGACACAAGAGGAAGAUGCUAAAAGUGGUCUGGCAGAAGAUCUACCUACUAAUGAAACUGCAGCUAAUGAAAACCAUGAAGCAGGCCAGACCCCAAAUGAGGAAAAGGAAGCAAAAACAUUAAGUGCUGAGAAAACCACGAGCCAGUUGCAGGACACUGAGACACCAACACUAGAUCUGCUGGCAUUCAAUUCUAUUGCUGAACUGGAAGUCCUGGGACUAGAGAAACUGAAGUUUGAAUUGAUGACUUUGGGACUAAAAUGUGGAGGCACUUUACAGGAGAGAGCAGCCCGGCUGUUCUCUGUGAGAGGUCUGUCUAGAGAUCAGAUUGAUCCUGCUUUGUUUGCUAAGCCUUCAAAAGGGAAAAAGAAGUAAAAGCCAGCAGUGGAAUUCCUCCUUGCAUCAUUUAAGCCCAUUUGCUUAGAGAAAAAGGAACAAAUCUCUUCAAGGUUUUUUUUCAUAUCGUGUUGUUUUGUAUUAUGGUGUUUUCUCACAGAAGUGAAGAUACGUUUAUAUGUUCUUUAAAUUCAAUUCUUAUAGGAGCAAUUUAUAAUUAUGUGCCAAUGUUUCAAGUGAAGAUUAGAUUUGUUUGUCAGCAGAUUUUACCUUGCCUUUCAAUUUUUGUAGAAAUUCCCCUGUAACAUACUGAGUUGCCAGUGGUUUGCUUAUUCAUUCAGACCCAUUUCCCUCGAGAAAAGGGGCAGAUUUCAAUUCAUAUAAAGUUGUGGAAUAAUAUGGGUAGGGAUCAAAAGGAAUGUUAAACCUGAGAUACUAAAUUACAUAUUAAGGAGAACCAAAGUAAUAGGACUUCCUCAAACCCAAUAAAGGUGCAAGAUUGAUAUUUAACUGAAUAGUUUCUGCAAGAAUACAGAUAAGGACUGCUACUCAUCAGCUUGGUAGGGAAGGAUGAGUUUCAGGCAGGUUCAAUGUACACCUUGUGUAUAGACCUAGCUGGAUUCCCUUAACAAGCAACGAUUAAACCUUUACACUUCUGUUGAAUUGUAUAUGAACUAAAAGAGUCUACUGUUUCUAAUUUUUUAAUAAAAACCGUGAUUGUUGCAGAGCGACAAACAAA